Messenger RNA from Mytilinidion resinicola, 3884 nucleotides. RefSeq names its product HET-D. The transcript has 4 exons. Bases 305 to 3640 code for a protein of 1111 amino acids. Gene Ontology annotation, molecular function: protein binding. The record is from RefSeq and is a predicted model, not a curated record. NCBI's taxonomy places the organism in Eukaryota, Fungi, Ascomycota, Dothideomycetes, Mytilinidiales, Mytilinidiaceae.
GCUAAAGCCUGGCUGCUGCCUGUCAGCCUUGCCGCGCCAUACCAGAGGCUGUCAAUUCCGCCGCACCCCGCCCAGCCUGAGGUCGCGCAAACUCCCUUCUUAACUUCCAAAACUAAGGACAGGCUAAGGCACAGCAGAAUCCGCUCGCAGCACUGUUUAUGUCUCGCUUGUAGAUUUUAUAUCUUAGGCAGGACUCCAUUUCCUAACGGACGUGGGAGUUGACCUGCUCGUCUCUUCUACUAGCUUGCUGCCUUAAGCUUCUAAUAUCCUCUUCUUAUCAACAUCUGCCUCCUUCAAGCAAGAAAUGCGUCUUCUAGAACUCAGCGACACUGGCGAAAUCACCCUCACCAAGGACGACGAUCCGAUCCCACCCUAUGCGAUCCUCUCACAUACCUGGGAGGAGGGCCAGGAAGUCACCUUCCGUGAUUUGAUAGAUGGCACCGGACUGGACAAGGUUGGCUACAAUAAAAUCCAGUUUUGUGGACAACAGGCUAAACGCGAUGGCUUGCGAUACUUUUGGGUGGACACCUGCUGCAUCGACAAGUCCAACCCAGUAGAGCUUCAGAGCGCUAUUGAUUCCAUGUUUCGCUGGUAUCAGGGUGCAGAGAGAUGCUAUGUCUUUCUUUCCGAUGUCUCAACACUUAAGCGAAAAGCGGAGGAUAAUUCCUCUCAAUGUACUUGGGAGCGGGCUUUUUGGAAAAGCAGAUGGUUCACCCGGGGCUGGACUCUCCAAGAGCUUCUUGCGCCAAUUUCAGUCGAAUUCUUCUCCCGAGAACAGAAAAAGCUUGGCGACAAAAGAUCGCUGGGGCAGCAAAUCCGCAAAAUUACAGGGAUUCCUGAUGCAGCGCUUAAAGGAGCACGUUUAUCUCAUUUCAGCGACAAAGAGCGAUUUCUGUGGAUACAGUACCGCAAGGUAACAGUCGAAGAAGAUAAAGCGUAUUCCCUGCUUGGUAUUUUCGACAUUAAAAUGCCUCUUCGCUAUGGAGAAGGAUCCGCAAGUGCGUUCAAACGGCUCGAGGAGGAGAUCGACAAGCUGAACAAAUGCCUCCGAGACUUACGCUUGACUGAUCCCCGUGAUGACAAGAAGCGCAUUGAAGACAUUAAGGGUGGUUUGCUGGAGGACUCUUACUGCUGGAUCCUUGAAAAUCCCAACUUCCAACAAUGGCGCAACAACCAACAGAGUCGCCUGCUAUGGAUCAAGGGUGAUCCUGGUAAGGGCAAGACGAUGCUGCUCUGCGGCAUUAUUAACGAGUUAAAGAAGUCAACAGUCAAGACAAAUCUCCUGUCCUACUUCUUCUGUCAGGCCACGGACUCGCGAAUUAACAACGCCACAGCCGUGCUGCGAGGUCUGCUAUACUUGCUUGCCAAUCAACAGCCAUCGCUUGUAUCGCAUAUUCGAAAAAAGCACGACCACGCAGGCAAAUCCCUCUUUGAAGACGCAAAUGCUUGGACUGCCCUAUCUAAGAUUUUCACGAACACCCUUCAAGACCCAAGCUUGGACACUAUAUACUUAGUUGUCGAUGCGCUUGACGAGUGCAUAGCAGACAUGCCAAAGCUGCUAUCUUUUAUUGCCCAGCAGUCUUCCGCAUCCCCUCGUGUCAAGUGGAUUGUUUCUAGCCGCAACUGGCCCAAUAUUGAGGAACAGCUAGAGAGGGCAGUGCACAAGGUGCGGUUGUGCCUUGAGCUUAAUGCCAAGUCCGUUUCCGCAGCUGUUAGCACAUUCACCCGACACAAAGUAUUUCAGCUAGCGGAGCAAAAAAAAUACGACAAUAAAACAAGAGACGCUGUCCAAAGCUACCUGUCCUUGCAUGCGGAUGACACCUUCCUCUGGGUGGCUUUAGUCUGCCAAAACCUUGAGAAGAUACCACGAUGGAAGGCUGUCGCCGAGUUGAAUGUUUUUCCACCUGGACUUGAUUCUCUCUACGAGCGUAUGAUAGAGCAUUUACAUAGCUUAGUCGACUAUGAUCUGAGCAAACAGAUACUGGCCUUUAUUGCGGUUGUAUACCAACCCAUCACACUCCAGGAGCUAACAUCGCUUGUUGAGAUGCUCGAUAUAGUCGACGAUCUAGCAUCAGUACGGGAUAUUAUUAGCUUCUGUGGCUCGUUUCUUACUGUUCGAGACGAUACCGUUUAUUUUGUGCAUCAGUCCGCAAAGGAUUUUCUAUUCAAGAAGGCAUUUGAUACAAUUUUUCCAUCUGGGAGGGAAAAGGUCCACCACACAAUCUUCUUGAGGUCUCUCCAGGUCAUGUCCAGAACGCUACGACGAGACAUGUACAACCUAGGUUCGUUAGGAUAUCCUGCUGAGCUGGUUACACGGCCAGAUCCAGACCCAUUAGCAGCAUCGCGCUACUCGUCUAUCUACUGGGUCGAUCAUCUUUAUGACUCAAAUCUUACGUCUCUAGCAAGCCACAACAAUGUAUUGUAUAAUGGAGGAAUUGUUGACGUAUUUUUGCAGAAGAAGUUUCUCUACUGGCUGGAAGGUCUUAGUCUGUGCAAGAGCGUGCCGAAGGGUGUUGUUUCAGUAGAGAAACUAUGGUUGUUAAUCCAAAGAAGAGGAGAUGCAAGUGCAUUUACUGAGCUUGUUAAGGACGCGCAUCGGUUUAUUAUGUAUCACAAGGGAGCUAUUGAGUAUAGCCCUCUCCAGGCCUAUGUAUCUGCGCUGUUAUUCAGUCCAACAAAGAGUUGGAUAAGAAGGCAUUUCCAGCAUGAAGAGCUAGGUUGGCUCAUGAUCAAGCCAGCAAUGGGCGACGGCUGGAGCGCGUGCCUGCAGACGCUCGAAGGCCAUAGCAGUUACGUUAACUCAGUGGCCUUCUCUCACGACUCGACGCGGCUGGCGUCGGCGUCUAACGACCGCACAGUCAAGAUCUGGGAUGCGAGCAGCGGCGCGUGCCUGCAGACGCUCGAGGGCCAUAGCCGUUACGUCAACUUAGUGGCCUUCUCUCACGACUCGACGCGGCUAGCGUCAGCGUCUCUUGACCGCACAGUCAAGAUCUGGGAUGCGAGCAGCGGCGCGUGCCUGCAGACGCUUAACGGCCAUAGCGGUUACGCUAACUUAGUGGCAUUCUCUCACGACUCAACGCGGCUGGCGUCGGCGUCUUACGACCGCACAGUCAAGAUCUGGAAUGCGAGCAGCGGCGCGUGCCUGCAGACGCUUAAGGGCCAUAGCCGUUCUGUUAAAUCAGUGGCCUUCUCUCACGACUCAACGCAGCUGGCGUCGGCGUCUGACGACUGCACAGUCAAGAUCUGGAAUGCAAGUAGCAGCGCGUGCCUGCAGACGCUGGACGGCCAUAGCCGUUCCAUCAAAUCAGUGGCCUUCUCUCACAACUCGACGCGGCUGGCGUCAGCGUCUGACGACCGUACAGUCAAGAUCUGGGAUGCGAGCAGCGGUGCGUGCCUGCAGACGCUUAACGGCCAUAGCCGUUCCGUCAACUUAGUAGCCUUCUCUCACGACUCGACGCGGCUGGCGUCGGCGUCUUACGACCGCACAGCCAAGAUCUGGGAUGCGAGCAGCGGUGCGUGCCUGCAGACGCUUGAUGUUGGCAAUGCGCUUAGGAACAUAUCAUUUGACACUACUGGCUUGUAUCUUUACACUAAUAUUGGUGCUAUUAGUAGUCUCGGAAGCCGAGAUAUCAAGGCCUAGCGUUGAGUUUAGAUGGGGCAUGGAUAACACAUAACUCUAAGAAGCUAGUAUGGCUGCCAUCAGAGUAUCGGCCAUCAUGUUCGGCAGUGUCAGGAAAAAAAAUUGGCAUUGGUGUUGGAACUGGAAGAGUCUGGAUAUGCGAAACUUUGCUUGACAUAGCCUAGCAAGAGCGUUUGUAAAGAGUAACUUAUUAUUCUUAUUUUCUUUUUUAUCUCUAAUUUAUAAUAAGGGCCAAGGAUCCAGG